Molecule: messenger RNA, 283 nt
Organism: Laetiporus sulphureus 93-53
Lineage: Eukaryota; Fungi; Basidiomycota; Agaricomycetes; Polyporales; Laetiporaceae
Exons: 3
Coding region: 18-206 (62 amino acids)
Biological process (GO): proton motive force-driven ATP synthesis
Molecular function (GO): proton transmembrane transporter activity
Source: RefSeq, a predicted model, not a curated record
GCAGACUUUAUAACGAAAUGAGCUUCUUUGGUUUCCGCAAGUGGCCCACUCCCGUGGCUAAGCCCCUGUGGCCCUUCAUCACCGCCGGCUUUGUCACGUACUACUUCGUCAACAAGCUGCAAGACAUGGCCGUCAAGUCCGAGAAAUACAAGAAUGACCCGCGCAACCCAUACGCUGAACAGAUCGCGAAGGAGGCGCAUCACUAGAAUGCUCAAGCGGAGUAGCUGUGUUUGACUGCGCGCGUGUACCGCUGGACGAAUAGACACAGAAAUUACUGCGAUCA